UUGAUUGUGCUCGAUAAGUGACAGUUCGUUUCAUGUUGGAAAAGUGUCCCAAAUGUCUACUUCCAAUGAUGCGCCAGGUGGUGCCGCGACUGAGCAGGCCAAUGUGCAGACUGUCAUUGAGGCUCGCAUUGAUCCCGAAGAGAACACAGAGGACCGGACCUCUGACAUCGGAAGCGAAAUUUCAUCGAAUAGCAGUGUAUCCAGCUCAGUUUACGAAUUUCGUAUCGAAAAUGGACGCAGAUACCAAACGUACAGAGAGGGCAAGUAUCACUAUCCCAUCGAUGAAAGGGAGAGCGAGAGGCUUGAUCUUCAGCACUGGCUGUGUCUAGGAUCAUUCAAAAACAAAUUGGGCCUUGCACCCCCCAACGAUGAAGGGUCGUCAGUGAAGCGGGUUCUCGACCUGGGUACAGGCACUGGACUAUGGGCCAUUGAGUUUGGCGACGAGCAUCCUGAAGCGGAGGUCGUUGGCGUCGAUAUCGUCCCUCCGCAGGUUGAAUUCGUCCCACCUAACGUCCUUUUCGAGAUUGACGACAUCGACGAAACUUGGACGUACAGCCAGCCAUUCGACUAUAUUCACAGCCGAAUGAUGACGUCUAGCAUCAGCGACUGGAAAAAGUACAUACAGAAGUGCUUCGAUCAUCUCGAGCCCAACGGGUAUCUUGAGCUGCAGGAAGCCGAUCUUUUCCCUCAGUCUGACGAUGGUACUUUGAAGCCGGAUGCUGCGAUCAUCCAAAGUUGCGAGAACGUGCAGAAAGCUUGCACUAUAUUUGGAAGACCCUUUGCCAGCAUCCCUGACUUGGCUACUAUCAUGACUGAAGUUGGUUUCGAAGAUGUCGUUUUGACCAAGAACAAGUGGCCCAUGAAUUCAUGGCCGAAAGAUCAGCACUACAAGACCUUGGGAACCUGGUCGCUUGAGAAUUAUCUCCAAGGCAUCGAGGGGUGGACAAUGCCUGCAUUUACCAAGGGCUUGGGCUGGACGAAAGAUCAAGUCCAGGUCUUCCUAAUCGACGUUCGGAACGAGAUGAAGGACAGAACCAUCCACGCUUACUGGCCCGUAUACUCAAUUUACGGAAGGAAGCCGGAACCUGCUCCCGAUGGCACAAAGAGCCAGCACGAGAACUAAGAUAUUCCAUCAUCAAAUCUUGUGAGGGGAAGGAGCUAAAAUCUACCUGGAAAUAUUGUGCUGUGAGCAGUGGCAGCAUCUUUCAUCGUCAUGAUAUUUCUGUGCCCGAAUUCAAAAUAGUUAUCUCUCUUACGAACAGUUUUACAAUAUCUACAGGCUCAUGGGUAGACUUUGAUGCUGUGUACAUCCCAAGAAUU
This is a messenger RNA of Colletotrichum destructivum, 1320 nucleotides long. RefSeq names its product Putative S-adenosyl-L-methionine-dependent methyltransferase superfamily. Lineage: Eukaryota; Fungi; Ascomycota; Sordariomycetes; Glomerellales; Glomerellaceae. The record is from RefSeq and is a predicted model, not a curated record. The transcript has 9 exons. The coding region runs from base 53 to 1123 and encodes 356 amino acids.